GUUCGCUUCCCAGAAAUCAAACGUGUUAUCUGAUGAGGCAAAUCCUAGAAUGAUAURGGAAAAGUUUGGGAAAAGUUUGUUUUUGGAAUUAUUGUGAACMAACUGGUUUAAACCGGACAACACUUCUAUCUAGACUCCUUUAGUAUAGUUUAUAUAUCACACCCAAAGCGAAAUACUUCGAUAUCAAAGGAAGCUCAAGAUGGUWAACUCAACGGAAUACUGCGCUGCGACAGCAUUAAAAAAAAACCCAUCWGUAAKSAUUUAUGUGUACCCGUCAGUUGCGUUGAGUGUYAUAAUCAUUUUGUUAAACAUUCUUGUUGUUGCUGCUGUUAUUAAGAACAAACGUCUCCACAAACCAGCAUUCUAUUACGUGUGCUCUUUAGCUGUUGCUGACUUCAUCGCAGCUGUGGUUGUACUCUUCUCAUUCUUGAGGAACUACUUACAUGGUCAAGUUAUCAGGGAAGAACUAGAAAUCACACAGGGUGUAUUUGUAGCCAGUAUUGGAGCAUCYAUCCUCUCUCUUCUCGCCAUCGCAUUCAAUCGUUUUUUUGUCAUCAUCCAUCCCUUUAACUACCGCGCCAAAAUGAACAACACUGUGAUUGUUGUUGUUAUAGUAAUAAUAUGGGUGUAUUCAUUGGUUCUUGGUUCCUUACCCAUUGCUGGAUGGAAUGCUACAAGCACUGAUGACUGCUCCACGAUUUAUCCUGGUCUUGCAAGAACCUAUGUCUUCGUGCUUUCCCUUCAUGUCAUUUUAGCACUGAUGAUUAUUUUGGGAUUGUACAUCGCUAUAUUCGCUAAGGUUAGAAAAAGCACUUAUAUCAUCAGAAAUGCAAYCAACAAAGACGAAAGAGCGCAUYUCAAAGUYGCAAAGACGCUGUCCAUAGUGACCGCAGCGUUUGCUGUCUGCUGGCUUCCCAUCAUGACCAUCGGUCUUCUAGACAUGGCCAAGUCAAUCACAUUAAGCAAGUACAGCCCUUUCUUUACUGUCUUGGCUGUCUUCAACUCACUCUUAAAUCCUAUAAUAUAUGCGUCACGUGAUCUAGAGAUGAGGAACACAUUUUGCCGUAUUUUAUGCUCACCGAGUGAAUGUUGUGAUCGAGAGAGACACAGGGAACCCAUCAGUGAUGACUCGAUGACUUGGCUAACAGCUUGUUUUACGGGAAGUAGCAUCGAGGAAGAUAGYCCGAGAGGCGGAAAUGAAGCAAGAGGCCGGGUUAAUAAUCAAGCGAUUCCGGAUAACCAACWAGCCAAAGCGAUUGAAGAAAAGCCUUUGAACCGUUGAUGAUGUAACUUCAAGACCGAAUUUCCUUUCGGUCGUAAACGUUUUAAAAUAAGCACUCUUUUUCAAUAAUGUCGCUUCAUAAAAAUUUGUAGAUAGCUUCACUAUUUUGACACUUUCAAGAAAAUAGUCAAACUGCACACGUUCAUCCGCGAGAACCCGUUUGCGCUAUUUAGUUCUUACAUGCGAAAAAUUGUAUAUUUUAAUUUGGAACCAAUCAGAAGGUAAGACUACUUUCAUCAACAAAUUAUUGUCAAAAACGCCGUUUUGUUUGGCAAACGUUUGCGAAUGUAGUCAUAUCCACUAAUUAUAAUCCUUGCGAAAACGCAGGGCGUGGUGAAGGGGAGGGUGUGAUGUGGGGGGAGGGUUUCAGCGCAUUGGAAUGAGAUGACCUUGUAGUUUCAAUUAUAGGCUUCAAGAUUUAAAGAUUGACAACAUGACGCCUUGUUUGGCUUCCUUGAAUAAUAGAUUUAUUGCUACUUAUAGAUAAUAUUGUUCAGCUAGAAAAAUCGUUUUCAUGCUACAGAAGAGGUUCUCUUCUGAAGGAAAACUAUUUAGAUAUCGCAACUACAACUGGAUCUUUACCCAUCCAAGCUGACAYAUAUAAGAACAGAUCAGGACGUGUAGACUCCUUUCUGCGCCGAGAGUAGACUAGAGGACGAAUUGUAGAACAAAAUAACAAAAUAAAAAGUAUCCUUUCUAGUGUGGCCAAAGUAAUAAUUUGUCAACGAAAAUACUUUGUAUAUAAUAAGUCAAGUUAAUUUUUGUAUUUUUUAUUUACUAGCUUAUGUCAUUAAAGUAUUCAUUCUCUUGCU
This is a messenger RNA of Exaiptasia diaphana, 2094 nucleotides long. RefSeq names its product lysophosphatidic acid receptor 1-A. Gene Ontology annotation, cellular component: membrane. The record is from RefSeq and is a predicted model, not a curated record. Gene Ontology annotation, molecular function: G protein-coupled receptor activity. Bases 200 to 1282 code for a protein of 360 amino acids. The transcript has 4 exons. Gene Ontology annotation, biological process: G protein-coupled receptor signaling pathway. NCBI's taxonomy places the organism in Eukaryota, Metazoa, Cnidaria, Anthozoa, Actiniaria, Aiptasiidae.